GAAUCACGUGUGUCGAGGCCGUCUUAAAGAGAUAGGCACCUACUUUUCCUCCACCCUAAACGCCGCCCCGAGGGCGGAGGCGACCGCGGUGAUUGCAGCUGCUUAGGGGCAGGGCUUGCCCCAGCGCUGAGUGGUGGCACCGGCGUGGUUUGCGUCGGGGUUGCCUGGGCUUGGGGAGACCCGGUGGCCUGGGAGCGGCGCUUGGCGGGCAACCCUCUCUGUCCGUGGACGCGGGACAUUCUUAGCGCUCCGAGGGGUGUUUGCCCUUGAGGAGACUUGGGGUUUCUGGGCGGCAGGUGACAGGGCCAGAGAAAGAUGGAGGAGCUCGGGGCGGCGGCGUCGGGAGCCGGAGGCGGCGGCGGUGGCGGCGAGGAACACGGCGGGGGCCGGAGCAACAAGCGAGGCGCGGGGAACCGGGCCGCCAACGAAGAGGAGACGAGAAACAAACCCAAACUGAACAUUCAAAUAAAAACUUUGGCAGAUGAUGUGCGUGACCGAAUUACAAGUUUCAGAAAAUCUGCCACCAAGAGAGAAAAGCCUGUUAUUCAACAUUCUAUUGAUUAUCAAACUGCAGUGGUUGAGAUUCCCCCAGCUCUGAUAGUACAUGAUGACCGAUCUUUGAUUUUGUCUGAAAAGGAAGUUCUGGACCUCUUUGAGAAAAUGAUGGAAGAUAUGAACCUUAAUGAAGAAAAGAAAGCUCCUUUGCGAAAGAAGGAUUUUAGCAUCAAGCGUGAGAUGGUUGUCCAGUAUAUUUCUGCUACUUCCAAAUCUAUAGUUGGAAGUAAAGUUCUGGGUGGCCUGAAAAACAGCAAACAUGAGUUCACCCUUUCUUCACAAGAAUAUGUUCAUGAAUUACGAUCUGGCAUCUCAGAUGAGAAACUUCUCAACUGCCUGGAAUCUUUGAGAGUGUCUUUAACCAGCCAUCCUGUCAGCUGGGUCAACAACUUUGGCUAUGAAGGACUUGGAGUCUUACUGGAUGUGCUGGAGAAGCUUCUGGACAAAAAACAGCAAGAAAAUAUCGACAAGAAGAAUCAGUACAAAGUCAUUCAGUGCCUGAAAGCAUUUAUGAAUAAUAAGUUUGGACUACAAAGAAUUCUAGGAGACGAGAGAAGCCUUUUACUGUUGGCAAGAGCAAUUGACCCGAAACAACAGAAUAUGAUGACUGAAAUAGUAAAAAUCCUUUCUGCUAUUUGCAUUGUUGGGGAAGAAAACAUUCUAGACAAACUUUUAGGGGGCAUCACUGCUGCAGCUGAACUAAAUAAUAGAGAACGAUUUUCACCAAUUGUGGAAGGCUUAGAAAAUAAUGAAGCCUUGCAUCUCCAGGUGGCCUGCAUGCAGUUCAUAAAUGCACUUGUCACCUCUCCAUAUGAUCUUGAUUUUCGAAUUCAUUUGAGGAAUGAAUUCCUUCGUUGUGGAUUAAAAGCAAUGCUCCCUACUCUUAAAGAGAUAGAGAAUGAAGGGCUUGAUAUUCAGUUGAGAGUGUUUGAAGAGAACAAAGAAGAUGACCUAAGUGAAUUAUCCCACCGUCUCAAUGACAUUCGAGCUGAAAUGGAUGAUAUUAAUGAAGUCUACCAUCUGCUGUAUAAUAUGCUGAAGGACACUGCUGCGGAACCUUACUUAUUAUCCAUUCUCCAACACUUUCUGCUCAUCAGAAAUGAUUACUACAUCAGGCCACAGUAUUAUAAAAUCAUUGAGGAGUGUGUUUCACAGAUAGUGCUACACUGCAGUGGCAUGGACCCAGACUUCAAGUACCGGCAGCGCAUAGACUUUGAUUUCACUCAUCUCCUAGAUGCUUGUGUAAAUAAGGCAAAAGUUGAAGAAAAUGAGCAAAAAGCAAUGGAAUUUUCAAAGAAGUUCGAUGAAGAAUUCACAGCUCGUCAGGAAGCUCAAGCAGAGCUUCAGAAAAGAGAUGAAAAAAUCAAAGAACUGGAAACAGAAAUCCAGCAGCUUCGAGGACAGGGAGUUCCAUCUGCAAUUCCAGGUCCACCUCCACCACCUCCACUGCCAGGUGCAGGACCAUGCCCACCACCACCACCUCCUCCUCCUCCACCACCUCCACUUCCAGGAGUCGUCCCUCCUCCUCCUCCACCAUUACCUGGGAUGCCUGGUAUUCCACCACCACCUCCACCACCUUUGUCUGGAGUACCUCCUCCACCACCACCCCCUGGGGGAGUUUUUCCUCUCCUAUCAGGACCAAUUGAGCUACCAUAUGGAAUGAAGCAGAAAAAAUUAUAUAAGCCUGACAUACCUAUGAAAAGAAUCAACUGGUCCAAGAUUGAGCCUAAAGAAUUAUCCGAAAACUGUGUUUGGCUAAAACUUAAAGAAGAGAAGUAUGAGAAUGCAGAUCUAUUUGCAAAACUGGCCUUGACAUUUCCUUCCCAGAUGAAAGGUCAAAGGAAUACAGAGGCUGCAGAAGAAAAUAGGAGUGGGCCUCCAAAGAAGAAAGUGAAGGAAUUGAGAAUUUUGGAUACCAAAACAGCCCAGAAUCUAUCUAUCUUCCUUGGAUCUUACCGCAUGCCAUACGAGGAAAUAAAGAACAUUAUUUUGGAGGUUAAUGAAGAGAUGCUCAGUGAGGCCCUAAUCCAGAAUCUUGUAAAAUAUCUUCCUGACCAGAACGCACUCCGAGAACUAGCCCAGCUUAAGAGUGAAUAUGAUGAUCUCUGUGAGCCUGAGCAGUUUGGUGUUGUGAUGAGCACGGUGAAAAUGUUACGUCCUCGUCUCACGAGCAUCCUUUUCAAACUCACCUUUGAAGAACAUGUCAACAACAUCAAACCAAGCAUCAUAGCAGUAACUCUUGCAUGUGAAGAACUGAAGAAAAGUGAAAGCUUUAAGAGACUCUUAGAGUUGAUUCUUCUGGUUGGAAACUACAUGAACUCAGGCUCCAGGAAUGCCCAGUCUCUAGGUUUUAAGAUUAACUUUCUGUGUAAGAUCAAAGACACAAAAUCAGCAGAUCAAAAAUCCACCCUUUUGCAUUUUCUUGCUGAAAUCUGUGAUGAGAAAUACCGGGAUAUCCUGAAAUUUCCUGAUGAGCUGGAGCAUGUGGAAAGCGCAGGCAAAGUUUCAGCUCAAAUACUCAAGAGCAACCUUGUAGCAAUGGAACAAAGCAUUCUUCAUCUGGAGAAAAACAUCAAGAAUUUCCCACCAGCAGAAUCGCACCAUGAUAAGUUUGUGGAAAAGAUGAUGAGCUUUACCCAGAAUGCCAGAGAACAGUAUGACAAACUGUCCACCAUGCACAGCAAUAUGUUGAAGCUCUAUGAGAGUCUGGGAGAAUACUUCAUUUUUGACCCGAACACAGUAAACAUGGAAGAAUUUUUUGGUGAUCUCAACACCUUCAGAACCCUAUUUUUGGAAGCACUGAAAGAAAACCACAAGAGAAAGGAAAUGGAAGAGAAGAGCAGGAGAGCAAAGCUUGCAAAAGAGAAAGCGGAACAAGAGAAGCUGGAACGCCAGAAGAAGAAGAAGCAACUCAUUGACAUAAACAAAGAGGGUGAUGAGACGGGAGUGAUGGAUAAUCUUCUGGAAGCCCUACAGUCAGGUGCAGCAUUCAGAGACCGCAGAAAGCGAAUUCCAAGAAAUCCAGAUAACAGACGGCCCCCUCUGGAAAGAUCUCGCUCUCGCCACAAUGGAGCCAUGUCAUCCAAGUGAUUCCCGAGGCCGGGGAGAAUGGAGACAUUUAAGAAAACAAAACCAUCCAUUUUGAAAGGAACAAAUAUACACUUAAGAGUUGGAGUGGAAAGAAAUGCAUUUCCACAAAGGUCAAGCUGAUCUGGGGGAAGGGAAGUGUAUUGGUAGUUACUGCAAGUACACUAAUCUGAACUCAGAUGUCAUGAUUAGGAAACAUUUGUUCCUCUCUAAAGAUGCACAUAACUUGUCAUUGUGUGUAAGGACCUGAUUGUGAAGAUCAAAGUAAAAAAAAAAAACAAAAACCAUGGAAGAAUCCUAAGGCUUCUACCAACAUUCCAGUCUGUCAAAUAAUUUAAAACUGAAAUUCUAGGUCAGACCUACCCACCCCAUACCCCACAAAGAGACAAAGGGCAGGGGAGAGAUAGACAGGAAGAAUUUCUAUUGUCUAGUUUCAGCUCAUCUUAUGUAUAUAGUGUAAAGUCUAGGAGAAUAGGCGCAUUAAUGAUUGUAAAGGAGCAAAUAUCACACUCAGAAAGAGAAGCCCAACUCAAGGUAUUUAGAACCCAUCUCAAGUGAAAGCUAAUGGAUUCUUCCAUGUGGCAGAAAUUAACCUUACCAUUACUCUAAUGUUGCAGUACAGGGUCACGGGCACUUAGCAUUGCUAAAAUAAACCAAAGUUUAACAGAAUCCACUAGAUUUCACUCUUAUUUAAAAUGUAUUUAAGAAGUCUCCACAGACUUAUAGAAAUUUUUUAUAUAACUAUUUUUGAGAAAAGUGUAGACUUUUUCAUGUAUAUGCUAGGGAUGAGCCUGAAAUUCUCUUGCCUUUAUUUAGAUUUUAGAGGAAAAUAUUGAUUUCUACUUCUUCCAUUACUUCAUUCUCCCUUCACCCCCUUAGAGGUAGGGAACAGAACUGCAGAAGAGUGUAGAGGGGGAAAGUGACAUUUUAAUGCAGGAGGCAGUAGGAAACUUUUGAAAGUUCAAUUGGUUGGUCUCUAGUUCUACCCCUUUUCCCACUCCACUCUGGUAGUGAAAAAGCAAUUCUCUCUCCCUCCUGCCCUCCCUUUUACCCUCCCUCUCUUCCUUCCUCCCUCCUUCCCUACUUCACUCUCUUCCUCUCCCUCCCUCCAUUCCUUCCUUUCCCUCCCUCCCCUGUCCCUCCUUCCCUCCCUACCUUUCCCUAUGUCCCUCCCCAGCAUGUGUAUAUGUAUGUGUGUGUGUGUGUGUGUGUGUGUGUGUGUGUGUGUGUGUGUGUUUGUGUGUGUGUGUGUGUAUCUCUUACUGAAAUAACCCAUACCCAACUCUCUGUCAUCAUCAUACUUACUUACCUUAUAUUAUUAACGCAUUUCAGUGAUACUGCCAAAACAACGCUAACAGGUAAAGAAGCUCGGCAUUGUUUUAAAUAUGUGAGAGAGCAGAAGUUAUACUUAACUUGUCUAUUCUCCUACAAUGUGCAUUUGUAAUAAUUGGUGUGACUUCUCUGGAGUGUAAUUUCAAGACUAAUUCAUGCAGAUGAUUGUGAUUGCUGUAAAAGAUUGCUUGUAUGUAUAUUUCUUAUGUAGAUAAUUCUAUUUCUAUUCUGCCAAAGCACAUUAUAGACAUUUAGAGAAAAGAACAAAUAACUGGCUUGACAAGCCACCUUCUGAGACAAAGUAAACAAGUGUCCAGUAGCUCAUCGACUCUUUCUACAGAUAUAAAGUAAUUUACAUGGUUGCCUUUCACUCGUUCUUACUUAGGUAUGAUACUUCAAAAUACUCUGAAGCUACUAUAAGUAGAAAAAUCAGAACGUAACAAUGUCUGAGUUUUUUCCUUUUUUUCUUAUGUGAACACACACACACUUUAGAACAUACCACUUUCACACACUUUUAAAACAAUAACCAUGAAGUUUAGGUUCUACUAAUUAAUGUAAAUAACUACUGUAUGCAUUUUCAAUUUUACAAAGUAUUUUCUGAAAUAUUGUGGUAUGGCUUAUUUGAGGUUUUUUGUUUUUGUUUUUAUAGCUUUUCGGGCUGUAAAAAAAAAUUAAUCUUGAAAUGUAAACGUUGACUGAAAUUUAGGGCAUUUGCCCUGCCAUAUUUUCUAACUGGUCAAGGUUGAAAUACUGAGGUAUGUCACCUUUUCCAGAUGUGAACUUGCCUUAUUUUCUAGUUUGUAAACAAGAAUGAAUGAAGUACUAUUAUUGAUAAAUUAUAUAUUUGUAUUUAAAUGCAUUCCACAUGCUUUUCACAAAUAUUAGAAAACCUUUCAGGGGACAGACACAGAAUUAACUCAUGUGACUUAUAAUGGUCCUGUUCUGGUCACUUGCAUUUUUUGUUUUCGGUCGAAAGGUAUCAUCUGAAAACAAAAGUACAUAGUGGCAUUUUUUUAAAAGAAAACCAAAUUAGGCUGAAGUAUUUUAUGUAUUUUUGUUUAUAUCUGCCACACAUGAAAAAUGCCCUUUCUACAGCUUUUUCUUCAGCAUAUUACAAAACAAGUUAACUGUUUAGAAUAUUUUCCUUUGGCUACUGUAAUGAUUGACCAUCAAUCUUGUAGUUUAAGACCACAACAAUUUAUUGUCCCAUGGUCCUGGAGGCCAGAAGUUUGACAUCUGGACAUCAGACCAUUCAUGCUACCUCCAGAGGCUACAACAGAGGCCCCUUCUGUGAUUUGUCCAUUUUUUGAUGGCCAACGGUAUUGUGUGGCUUAUGGCCACAUUUUUCUCUACUCCUUUUUAUAUCAUCUUCUCUGUGCACCUGAUCUCUCUCAGCCUGUCCUGUAAAGAUGUUGAUGGUGGCAUUUAGAGACCGCCAUCUGAAGACAGGAUAAUCCUCUCACCACACACGCUGAACUUUAUGAUAUCUCUAUGACCCUUCUUUCAUGCAAGCUAACAUCUAGGUUCUUUCCUAGAUAGCUUAGCACUGUACUUGAGAUAGUUGAAUGAAUCCAGAAAUGUGUGCCUGAUCUUUUCACCACUAUUCAAAAGCUGGCAGGCCGCAUCCUUUUGGUGCACGCCUUUAAUCCCAGCACUUGGGAGGCUGAGGCAGGCGGAUUUCUGAGUUCGAGGCCAGCCUGGUCUACAAAGAGAGUUCCAGGACAGCCAGGGCUACAGAGAAACCCUGUCUCAAAACAAAACAAAACAAAAACAAACAAACAAACAAACAAAACAACAACAAAAUUUAUCUUCACACAGAAUUUCCUCAUUUUAUCAUCUUUCACUAUUAACAAAAUUUACCAAAUCAAGUGCUAAUUCCUUCUUGAUAUAAUGGUUCUUUCUUCACUUCCUCCUAUCGGGCUCUUUUAAAAAACUUAGUACAAAAAUAAUGAGUUUCAUUGUGGCAUUUUUCAUGCCUUGUUGUUGUCAUUGAUGAUGAUGAUGAUGGUGAUGGUGAUGGUGAUGAUGAUGAUGGUCCUUCUCCCCACCUUAUGUGCCCUCGCCUCUACCACUACCCACUGCUAUGGUCCCCCUAGUAUAUCCCAUUUCACUGGCAUGUCUCAUAUGUUCUAGUAUCGUCUCUUCUCCUCCCCAUUCUCCUAAGACUUCUUUUCCCCAGCAAAAAUGAACGAGCUAUACCUACAACAGGGCCUGCCAAGUUCCUCAACUUUGUCCCUUACAAGGUCAAGAUUAGCUUUCCAUAAAACUGUAGGAGACAAUUCAGAUAAGUUGUUUGGUUUGGUUUUGCUGCUAUAUAACAACAAUCUUUCUUGCAGUUCCCACUACAGUAUUCAUUUCCUCUUGUGCCCUCACCAGAAAUGCCUUUAACAUCCACAUUUCCAUCAGGGGUUUGGCUCAGGCAAUCUAUAGUGUCUCUAUUAAGUUUACUAUCAACAAUUGUACCAUCCUCUACCCAGCAUCAAAUUCCAAAGCCACUUUCACAUCUGUAGGUAUUUGUCAUAGCAGUACCCCACCUCAUACUAAAAUUUAUAUCACAUUCCUAUGGUUACUGUAACAUAUUCCCACAGACACAGAGGGAUAAAAUAGUAGAUUUCUGGUUCUGUGGUGUUUUUAUAGCCACAACUCCAAAACCAUGAUAUUGGCAAGAGAGCACUCCUCUGCAAACUCUAGAGAAAAAUCCACUCCUUGCAUCUUCUCAUGUGAUUGUCAUUAUUCCUUGGAUUGUGGCUUCAUCUUACUACUCUGUUGUUUUGACAGCUUCCCCUCUGUAUAUAUAAUCUACCUCUACUUCUCUCUUAUGAAGAUAAUUUUGAUGACCCGUCCGGAUUAUCUAUUAUAACAUCCUGAUUUUCAGAGCCUAAAUUUAAUUACAACUUCACAUACCUGCUGAACAGAAUAAGGUAAUAUCACAGAUUCUGAGGAUUAGCACACAAAUGAACAUGUCUUUUUGGGAGGGAGGAGCAUAAUUCAGCCACUACAGUAGUCAUUGCAUAUAAAUGUACUUUAUACUUUUUAAAAUGCAUCCUUGGUGCUCAAGCCAGAUUUAAGGUUGUUAUUAAAAGCUAUUGUCUGCACAGGCUACUGCAUGCUUUGUUACUAAAUAGACAAAAUGGCUAUUCUAAAUUUUGGUUGAUAUUUUCACCACUGUAACCAAUUAGCUGAAACAAUUCACGGAUCUCAACUCUGCUCUAGUGUGUCUCUUCUGCCCUUUUUUAUGAAGCCUUUGUUCAAAUGUCUUCUAUCAUGCAUAAUGUAGGCACAAAACUACCUCUGAUACAGAAGGGUUCUUUACAAGCUUCCUUUAGAUAUUGUGAAUCCCUCAGCUGAAGUGAGAGGUAAAAGCAAAGACUGUAUUGAAUGGGUAUUGAGGGAGAUUUUGUCCAUAGCAAGCAACUAUUUCUUUAAUAAAUAGUUCCAGUAGCAGUAAAGCUGUCAAUUUGUGCUGUCAUUUCACCUCGGAAUAAACACCUGUAUUUGCGCUGGACCAAUAAUGACUUGCAUUCUCUGUAUAAUGCCUAUUAAUUCAAUAAAGCUUAGAUCUGCAUUAAA
Messenger RNA from Mus musculus (house mouse), 8544 nucleotides. RefSeq names its product diaphanous related formin 2 (gene Diaph2). The transcript has 28 exons. Gene Ontology annotation, biological process: actin filament polymerization; negative regulation of cellular component organization; actin cytoskeleton organization. Bases 316 to 3645 code for a protein of 1109 amino acids. The record is from RefSeq and is a predicted model, not a curated record. Gene Ontology annotation, molecular function: small GTPase binding; actin binding. NCBI's taxonomy places the organism in Eukaryota, Metazoa, Chordata, Mammalia, Rodentia, Muridae.